GGAGAGUGUUGGCGGUCUAGGCCAACUUUUUAGUUCCUCCAGCACCCAUGGCUCUUUGUGUCCUCCAGCUAAUAGCAACUCUCUUCCCUCCUGUUCCCACUCCACAUGUCAUGCUAUGCUGCCAACCAUGUCAGGGUUGCCGGAAUCACAUCGCGUGCAGUUUCUGAGGCCGAAUCUAACGUGCAAUUUGGUGUUAGGCGCGUCAUCAUCAGUCUCGAGGAAGGAUGCAUCUGUUAGUGUGCUCAAUGGCGAACAGGGCAGGCUCGCCUGCAGAGCAGAUACGGGUGAGGGGGAUCGUUCACUACCCCCACAGGGUCACAGACAAACAAUGCAUACAGCACCAUAUCCAACACCCCAGGUGCAUUUGCAGUCGGCUAACACCCCAGACACCUUGAACAGCUCAGCAGCAGGCUUGCAAGAAUGUGCAGCGUUUAGACAUAUAGGCAGCUCAACGUUUCCUGCAUCAAGUGCCCUACACAAAUCAAAUCUGGGAAGGAGAGAGGAGGAAUCUGGUCAACAACGGCCACUGGUGCUGAGGUUCGACCCUUUUGCAGGCGAGAAUGGGAUGUUCUACCGCAUUCGACAAGAAGGGGAAGAAGGAGAGGAAAGAGGAGGAGGAGGAGGAGGAGGAGGAGGAGACAAAGAAGGAGAACGGAGAGGAAGGGAAGGAGUACAACUAGUAGGUGGUGGCAACGGAGAUGCUGAGAAAGAUCAAGCAGAGGUGUCAGUAUUACAUGAUACUACAUGUCCGGACAACAUGAAGAAGAUGGGUAAUGCGGUGGUCAACGGUGGUCAUCGAGGAGGUGGCCGUCAUGGUUGCCAUGCGGUUGAUGGGAGUGGCGGUUUCUGGACCAGCCCCAUCAAUCCCCACUCACAUGAGAAUCUCCAUGAUGAUGGUGGUAAGUUUGGCAAAAAAGAUUUUGCUGCCACCAUCACCAACAGUAACAUCAGCACUGCUACAACUACUAACCCGCGUCCGGUUCCUGAAGCUUGUCACCCCAUCCUUGUCACAGCAGGCGCAAACGGAAGAAACACAGAUCCAGAAAGAACGCGUGGCGGGUCUCUUGGCAUCAAUGGUUUCUCUGCCAAUCACGCGUCAACAUAUCCUGUGGUGAUGAAUGGCGAUAACGAGGGGAAGAGGUGGAGGGAGAACAAUGAGGGGAAAGGACUCGGGAAGACUUUUCGUGGACGUGGAGUGGCUGCUCUUGGAGCGAAGCCAGAGGAGGUCCCUGGGUGCAAAGAUGAAGAGCGCUUGGGCAACAGCGGUGACAAUGGCAAGCUUUUGCAAUUUGCUGCAUGUGUUGAAAAUAGUCAGUAUAACAAUGCCUGUGAAACUCUUUCUCUGCUGAAGAUGGACGGAUCAAGAAAAAAUGACUCAGACGACAGUGAGAAUAACAUUUCCAGACGUAUUCGUAAAUUAGUUGCAGAUUUGAAAGACGUUGAUAACAUGAUGGUUCGCAUGGAGAACAAGAGUGGAGAUCGAAAAGGAAAAGAAACAGAAUUUGUGAUCAGGGAUCGUCAUUCUGAAGCACUCCCAGUUCCCUGCAGUGUGAGCAAUGGCAAGGUUGAUCUUCCGAAUGGGAAUGUUGCCCCGGUCCUUGGCUCGCUGAGUAUGGAUGAGUGCGGCCAGCCGGAGGGAUUACCGCAACAGCUUGGCAAAAACUGCCACAGCUGCCGGUGCAUGCAAACUAAUGUGCCUGAGCAGAGGCAUCCAAGAAUAUUUCAGGCAGAGGAUGGUUGUCGCGGUACCAGCAAUGCGAUAAUCGGCAGCAUCCAGCAGGUUGACGCAGAUAGCAGAGUCAUGGAUGAAGACGAGGGUUGGGAUGAUAUCAGGGGCGCACACAGACGAAGCGGUGUUGCCACGACCAAGAAAAGGACAAGGCGAACAUGGUGGGACAAAGGGAUCACAAGGGGGAGGGUGGAGGGAUCAAUGGAAGAGGUGGUGAGGAUGAUCGGAGAGGUAGUGGGGACUGGGAACGCUGCAGACUUUGAGUGGGACAGAGAGCAAGGCAGGGAUUCCGCUGCUCCUCGAAAGAUAACAGUUAAUAUGGGGCCAACCCACAAAGUGAUGAAAAUAUGUCCAGGAACAAAGAAGGAGGCAGCUGCACUUGCAGUGGGUAGAAAAGAGGGAAGAAUGACAGCAAAUAGAAAACAGCAGGAGAGAGGCAAGUAUGCACAUUUGGAUGAAAGCUUUGCUGGGUUUGUGCGACAGGUGCACGCCCACAAGAGAAAGGAAAUCCAUGAAGAGAGAGCAAAACAGAUAGUCAGGACAACGGUUGGCCCCUCUCUUCAGGGAAACCCUUAUGAUCUUUCGCUCCUCGAUCUUGUGGAUGAGCUUGAGGAGUUGGAGCAGAAACAUGGAAAUCGUAGAAGGCACUCAGGGCUGAGAUGACGGGAUGUGGCGUUGUGGUUCCCGCUCCUCAGUGAUGGCAAAGGGCCAAGCUGCAGAGGCUUGACAAAUGGCCAAGCUGCCGAGGCUGCACGCACGUCCUGAUUGAAUGAAGCCCGGCGGGAAAG
This is a messenger RNA of Chara braunii, 2517 nucleotides long. The record is from the annotation of a GenBank genome assembly. NCBI's taxonomy places the organism in Eukaryota, Viridiplantae, Streptophyta, Charophyceae, Charales, Characeae.